Messenger RNA from Pelobates fuscus (common spadefoot toad), 6337 nucleotides. It is a transcript of the gene MYO5B, whose product is annotated as myosin VB. Gene Ontology annotation, biological process: actin filament organization; vesicle transport along actin filament. The transcript has 40 exons. The coding region runs from base 438 to 5960 and encodes 1840 amino acids. NCBI's taxonomy places the organism in Eukaryota, Metazoa, Chordata, Amphibia, Anura, Pelobatidae. The record is from RefSeq and is a predicted model, not a curated record. Gene Ontology annotation, cellular component: vesicle; actin cytoskeleton; cytoplasm. Gene Ontology annotation, molecular function: ATP binding; microfilament motor activity; actin filament binding.
GGGAGCUGCCGGCGGCUCUGGAAUAGAGAGAGGAGGAUCGGAGCUAAAGGUCGCUCGGUCCGGGAGCUGGUACUCAACACAUGGCCACCCGGCUCCUACUCUGAGUGGGAUCACCCCUCUGGCACACUCACACUGGAGGCAGUGAGUAGGAUUACCUGGCACACUCACACUGGGAUCAACCCUCUGGCACACUCACACUGGGAUCACCCCUCUGGCACACUCACACUGGAGGCAGUGAGUAGGAUUAGCUGGCACACUCACACUGGACGUUGUGAGUAGGAUUACCCUUUACCACACUCACACUGGCGGCUGUGAGUGAGCUCACCCCUCUGGCACACACUGCAGACUGUGAGUGGGAUCACCCCUCUGGCACAAUCACUCUGGAAGCUGUGAGUGGGAUCAGUAGUAAGGCUCACUCACACAACAGCUGAGCGAGGAUGUCUGUGACCGAACUCUACUCUCGGUAUACCCGGGUCUGGAUUCCUGACCAAGAAGAAGUCUGGAAAUCUGCGGAAAUCAUUAAGGAUUACAAAGAAGGGGAUAAAACCUUGCAACUAAAACUUGAAGAUGAAUCGGUCAUAGAAUAUCCCUUGGCAGGUUCUCCAACCCAGUUACCUCACUUACGGAAUCCUGAUAUUUUGGUUGGAGAGAAUGACCUCACGGCACUUAGUUACCUCCACGAGCCAGCUGUUUUACACAACCUCAAAGUUCGCUUCCUGGAAUCCAAUCACAUCUAUACUUAUUGUGGGAUCGUGCUUGUUGCCAUUAACCCCUAUGAGCAGUUGCCAAUCUAUGGAGAAGAUGUCAUUUACGCGUACAGUGGCCAAAAUAUGGGGGACAUGGACCCUCAUAUAUUUGCAGUGGCUGAGGAGGCGUACAAACAGAUGGCCAGGGAUGAAAAGAACCAGUCUAUAAUUGUAAGCGGAGAGUCUGGAGCAGGAAAAACUGUGUCUGCCAAAUAUGCCAUGCGGUUCUUUGCCACAGUUGGUGGCUCUGCCAGUGAGACCAACGUGGAAGACAAGGUCCUGGCGUCAAGUCCCAUUAUGGAGGCUAUCGGAAAUGCCAAAACCACCAGGAAUGAUAACAGUAGUCGCUUUGGAAAAUACAUCCAGAUUGGGUUUGAUAAACGAUACCACAUCAUUGGUGCCAAUAUGAGGACGUACCUGCUUGAAAAGUCACGUGUUGUGUUUCAGGCAGAGGAGGAACGUAAUUACCACAUCUUCUACCAGCUCUGCGCCUCUGCCAGUUUGCCUGAGUUUUCCGAAUUGGCACUAACACCAGCUGAUGAUUUUUUUUACACCAGUCAGGGGGGCGAUACGGCUAUUGACGGCGUUGAUGACGCAGACGACUUUGAGAAAACUAGGCAAGCUUUAACACUGCUGGGGGUCAAGGAGUCUCACCAGAUGAGUAUAUUUAAAAUAAUUGCUUCCAUUCUGCACCUCGGAAAUGUAAAUAUUGAGUCGGAAAGAGAUGGGGAGUCCUGUAGCUUACUGAAAGGCGAUGUUUAUCUGAACAAUUUCUGUACAUUGCUGGGAGUGGAGCACGACCAAAUGGAGCACUGGCUUUGCCAUAGGAAACUCAUCACCACGUCAGAGACAUAUGUGAAGAACAUGCCUGUGCAGCAAGCCUUAAAUGCAAGAAACGCGUUGGCAAAACAUAUCUAUGCCCAACUAUUCAACUGGAUUGUACAACACGUCAACAAAGCACUGCAUACCACCAGCAAACAGCAUUCAUUUAUUGGUGUUCUUGACAUAUACGGGUUUGAAACAUUUGAAAUAAACAGCUUUGAACAGUUUUGUAUCAACUAUGCCAACGAGAAGCUCCAGCAGCAGUUUAACUCGCAUGUCUUUAAACUGGAGCAAGAGGAGUACAUGAAAGAACAGAUUCCUUGGACUCUAAUAGAUUUCUAUGAUAAUCAGCCAUGCAUCGACCUUAUAGAGGCCAAACUUGGCAUUUUGGACCUUUUAGAUGAAGAGUGCAAGGUGCCCAAAGGAACGGACCAGAACUGGGCCCAGAAGUUGUAUGACAGACACAGCAGCAGCCAGCACUUUAAGAAACCUCGAAUGUCUAAUGUCUCAUUCAUUGUUGUGCACUUUGCUGAUAAGGUGGAGUAUCAAUGUGAUGGGUUCUUAGAGAAGAACAGGGAUACGGUCUAUGAAGAGCAGAUUAAUAUACUGAAAGCCAGUAAGUAUCCUAUGGUUGCGGACCUAUUUCACGAUGAGAAGGAUGCCGUUCCACCAACUCCCACCUCAAAAUCAAAAAUCAGUGUCCGCCCAGCUAAACCUGCCAUGAAAAACACCAACAAAGAACAUAAGAAAACUGUAGGGCACCAGUUCCGUAACUCUCUGCAAUUACUGAUGGAGACCUUGAAUGCCACCACGCCGCAUUAUGUGCGGUGUAUUAAACCCAAUGAUGAAAAGCUAUCCUUUAGUUUCGACCCAAAGAGAGCAGUUCAACAGCUGAGAGCUUGUGGGGUCCUGGAAACCAUCCGAAUUAGUGCUGCCGGCUACCCAUCCAGGUGGACGUACCAUGACUUCUUCAACAGAUACCGUGUUCUGAUGACAAAGAAGGAUCUUUCCCAAAAUGACAAAAAGAACAUUUGUAAAACAGUCCUAGAGAAGCUUGUUAAGGAUCCAGACAAGUUCCAGUUUGGUCGCACCAAGAUCUUUUUCCGGGCUGGGCAAGUGGCCUACUUGGAGAAACUGCGUGCCGACAAAUUCCGAGCAGCUACCAUCAUGAUACAGAAAACUGUACGAGGCUGGUUACAAAGGCUGAAAUACAGAAGGAUGAAGAAUGCUGCUUUAACAAUUCAGAGAUACACACGUGGAUAUCUCGCUCGCAAGUUGGCAGACCAUCUCAGAAAAACAAAAGCUGCCAUAAUCCUCCAGAAGCAAUUGCGGAUGAUUCGUGUGUAUCGUGGCUACCAGAGGAUCCGCAAGGCUGCUAUUACCAUCCAAUCCUUCACUCGGGGCAUGUUUGAUAGAAGAGCUUAUCGAGAGCUACUGGUACAGUAUAAAGCCACCAUCAUUCAGAAGUACCUGCGUCGGUGGAUCGCCCGAAAGAACUUCGGCAAGUUCCGCAGUGCGGCCAUUGUCAUCCAGUGCUGCUUUCGCCGGAUGAAAGCCAAAAGGGAGCUGAAGCAGCUGAAGAUCGAGGCUAGGACUGCUGAGCACUUCAAGAAACUCAGUGUAGGAAUGGAGAACAAGGUGGUUCAACUUCAGAGGAAGAUAGAUGAACAGAACAAAGACUAUAAGGAGAUAAAAGAGCAGCUAGCAACCACAGCCUUAACGCAUGCAGUGGAGGUGGAAAAGCUACAGAAAGAACUGGAGAAACAACGGCAGAGCCGGCCGGAUGACAACCAGCUCGCCGUGUUACAGGAGGAGAUAGAGAGUCUGAAAGCUGAACUUGCUAAGACCUUGGAUGAAAGGAAGAUCAUAGAGGAUACAUACACCAGCGAAAAGCAGCAACUACAACAGCGAAUAUCAGACCUGGAAGAUGAGAAUGCUCACUUAAAAGAAGAAAAAGAAGAACUCAACAGUAAAAUCAUUUUGCGUUCAGAAGAUGAGUCUUCUCAAAGCGUAGUUAAGGAAACCGCGCAAAAAGAGCUUGAGGAGGAGAGGUCUCGUCACCAGAACCUCGUCAAGGAGUAUACAAGGCUGGAGCAGCGAUAUGACAACCUGAAAGAGGAGGUGACCAUCAUCAAGCAAGCACCAGGACAUAGGAGGAAUCCAUCGAACCAGAGCAGUCUGGAAUCAGACUCGAAUUACCCAUCUAUCUCCACGUCUGAGAUCGGGGAUACUGAGGAUGUUAUAAUGGAGGUGGAGGAGGCAGGGCUGGAGAAAGCCGCUCUGGAUAUGACACUAUUCCUCAAACUACAGAAAAGAGUGAGAGAGCUCGAGUUAGAGAGAAAGAAGCUACAAAAUCAACUGGAUAAGAAGGAACAGCAAGAAAAUAAAAAAUCCCAGGCUAUAGAAACAGUAGCAGAGAUUAAUGCAGACCGUGAUACUGAUAUUGCGUACAACAAUUUGAAGAGGCAGGAACUGGAAUCAGAAAAUAAGAAACUUAAAAACGACUUGAAUGAGCUUCGGAAGGCCCUUGCAGAUGGUGCAAGUGAGACUAACUCGAAUGAUGAGUCCAGCGGGUAUACUUUACUGCUGAACCAGCUAAAAACCGCCAAUGAAGAGCUGGAGGUACGAAAGGAAGAGGUUCUCAUUCUGCGAAGUCAAAUUGUAAAUGCGUCUCAGCAAAAGGAGGCAGAAAAAAGUGUGGAUUCAGAAGCAAGCUGGGCUAACAGCAAUCGUGAAAUGGAUCAAGAUGAUGCUAUUGAGGCUUAUCAUGGCGUCUGUGAAACAAACAGAAAGACUGAGGACUGGGGGUAUCUGAAUGAAGAUGGGGAGCUUGGCUUAGCAUAUCAAGGAUUAAAACAAGUUGCCAGAUUAUUGGAGGCUCAGCUGCAGGCACAAAUUAGACAGCAUGAUGAUGAGGUUGAGGUUCUGACAUCUAAUAUUGAAACACUGAAAGAGGAACUGGAUAACCAGCAGCAGGUUCUACUCCAAGCUAUGCAGUUGUCCCCCGAAGCCCAGAUCGAGUUUGGAAUCCAGCAAGAAAUUAAUCGUCUGACUAAUGAGAACCUGGACCUAAAAGAAUUGCUAGAGAAAUCUGAAAAGAAUGAGAAGAAGCUGAAGAAACAGUUGAAGCUAUAUUUGAAGAAGGUUCAGGAGAUUGAGGGAUCUCCAGAGGUCAUUCCGACUGAAAAGAAACCUCAUGAACUUACCAGGCAGGUCACCGUGCAGAGAAUCGAGAAGGAUUUCCAGGGAAUGCUGGAAUAUUACAAGGAGGAUGAAGCUCAACUGGUCAGAAACCUGAUCAUAGAUCUAAAGCCGGAGCUGAUGACUGCCACUGUGCCAUGUCUGCCCGCAUACAUCCUCUUUAUGUGCAUCCGACAUGCAGACGACAUUAACGACGACCAAAAAGUGCACUCCCUUCUCACUACCACCAUCAAUGGAAUUAAGAAAGUGUUAAAGAAACAUAAUGAUGACUUCCGAAUUACAUCAUUCUGGCUUUCAAACUCCAGCCGCCUUCUUCAUUGUUUGAAACAAUACAGCGGGGAUGAAGGCUUCAUGACCAGUAAUACUGCCAAACAAAAUGACCACUGUUUGAGGAACUUUGAUCUAACAGAGUACCGGCAAGUCCUCAGUGACUUGUCCAUCCAGAUCUAUCAACAGCUCAUUAAAAUAUCUGAAGGACUUCUACAGCCAAUGAUAGUGUCCGCCAUGCUGGAAAACGAAAGCAUCCAAGGCCUAUCAGGUGUCAAGCCAACAGGAUACCGUAAGAGGUCUUCAAGUAUGGUGGACGGAGACAACUCGUACAGCCUAGAGGCUGUUAUCCGGCAGUUAAGUCAGUUCCACAGUAUCAUGUGUGAUCACGGCCUUGACCCGGAGAUCAUCCAGCAAGUUAUUAAGCAGCUAUUCUACAUGAUCAAUGCAGUAUCACUAAAUAACCUAUUAUUAAGGAAGGAUGUCUGUUCCUGGAGCACUGGCAUGCAGCUAAGGUAUAACAUCAGUCAGCUGGAAGAGUGGCUGCGAGGGAAGAACUUGCAUCCGAGUGGCGCUGCACAGACCAUGGAACCACUGAUUCAGGCGGCACAAUUACUGCAACUCAAAAAGAAAACACAGGAGGAUGCGGAGGCCAUAUGCUCCCUGUGCACAGUUCUCACUAUGCAGCAGAUUGUAAAAAUACUUAAUCUGUAUACACCAGUGAAUGAAUUUGAAGAACGUGUGUCAGUCUCCUUUAUCAGAACUAUUCAGGCCCAGCUACAAGAACGAAACGAUCCUCCCCAGUUAUUGCUGGACUCGAAAUUUAUAUUCCCAGUUUUAUUUCCUUUUAGCCCUUCUGCGAUAACGUUGGAUACCAUCCACAUCCCUGCUGCUCUUCACCUGGAUUUUCUUAACAAAGUUUAAAAAGACAAUUUUUUUUUUUUUUAUAAAAAAUAAUCCGUAAAAAAAAACCACAAAAAAAAACCACAAAAAAAAACACACGCACACAAAAGAACAAGAAGAUAAUAUAUAAAUAAAUAUCUAUAUAAGAUUUAGGACCAAACUUUGCAUUGUAUAAACUGGAUGCCGUCAAGUUGUAAUUAUAUCUGCAAGUUUAAAGCACUGAAACUAAUUUUAUUUUUCUUCCACUGUCAUAAUGACUUGAAUUAGAAGUUUGUUUUUUUAAAUCUGUGUUGUCCGUGAUAGGAUUGGCCUAUGUUUACGCCAGCACAAUGACAUGCAGGACGCACGAAACAAAGUGAUGUAUAUGGCUUAAAAAAAAUGGUUGAUUAUUUUAAACA